Messenger RNA from Rhizophagus irregularis DAOM 181602=DAOM 197198, 372 nucleotides. RefSeq lists its product as uncharacterized. The record is from RefSeq and is a predicted model, not a curated record. Lineage: Eukaryota; Fungi; Glomeromycota; Glomeromycetes; Glomerales; Glomeraceae.
AUGAAACGACGCCGGACGUUCCAACAAAUCCAAGAAAAAAAAGAUUCUGGUAAUAGUGAAUCUAGUGGUGAUAACAAUAAUAAUGUAAAGAGAAGGAGUUUAAAUGGUCGAAGAUUAAAGAGACCAUCUGAUGGUCCAUCUACACCAUCUACACCAUCAAAACCAAAAGAUGAGAAUAUUUCUCUCUUUGUAAUUUUAUCUGCAAUAGAAUUAAUAUACGUACACGGAAAAAUAAAACAUAAAGAAAAAGAAAAUUUAUUAUCGUUAAUUAAUGAUAAGCGAAUAAUUAUAAACUCUUCAAUUAGUUGGUACAAAUUUGCAUCAUAUAUGAUUGAAGAAGAAAAUGGUAAACCAAACAAAUUUGAGAUCUAG